AUGCGCCACAACAGAAACAAAAAACCCAACAAUAACUACCUCAACUCCCUUGUCUCCUCAGCCAAUAUCGUCGCAAUCUCGGUUGACUACAGAAAAGCGCCGGAGCACCCAUUGCCGACCGCGUUUGAAGACUCAUGGGAAGCUGUCAAAUGGGCUGUGAGCGCCGAAGACGAAUGGGUGAAAAACUUUGCGGAUCUGGAACGCAUUUUCUUCUCCGGCGACAGCGCCGGCGCAAAUAUAGCGUACCAUAUGGGUAUAAGAGUUGGGUUGGAAGGGUUAUCAUCAUCGGGAGCAAAGCUGGUGGGUAAUAUUCUUGUCCACCCUUUUUUUGGAGGAGAGGAACCGAUUGGAUCGGAAACGGAAAACCCUCAUUCUGAAACAUUAGAGAAUUUGUGGCGAAUCGCUUGCCCGACGACGGUGACAUCGUUGGAUGAUCCGAUGAUAAACCCUAGUAUGGAUCCGAACAUUGGAAAGAUGGGCUGCGAGAGGGUGUUGGUUUGUGUGGCCGAGAAAGACUGGUUGAAGGACAGAGGUUGGUAUUUCUAUGAGGAGUUGAAAAGGAGUAAUUGGAAAGGGAAGGUGGAGAUUGUUGAAACAGCCGGAGAGGAUCAUGCUUUCCAUUUGUGUAAUCCAACCAGCGAUAAUGCUUUGGCUUUAAUCAAAUUGUUUGUUUCAUUCUUCAAUAAGGCAGUCUAA
This is a messenger RNA of Impatiens glandulifera, 696 nucleotides long. RefSeq names its product probable carboxylesterase 2. The transcript is spliced from 2 exons. NCBI's taxonomy places the organism in Eukaryota, Viridiplantae, Streptophyta, Magnoliopsida, Ericales, Balsaminaceae. The coding region runs from base 1 to 696 and encodes 231 amino acids. The record is from RefSeq and is a predicted model, not a curated record. Gene Ontology annotation, molecular function: hydrolase activity.